Molecule: messenger RNA, 4426 nt
Organism: Girardinichthys multiradiatus
Lineage: Eukaryota; Metazoa; Chordata; Actinopteri; Cyprinodontiformes; Goodeidae
Gene: rassf3
Product: Ras association domain family member 3
Exons: 7
Coding region: 36-1310 (424 amino acids)
Biological process (GO): signal transduction
Cellular component (GO): cytoplasm
Source: RefSeq, a predicted model, not a curated record
GUUCAGUGUCACAGACCCGUCCGACCCAGCCGAGCAUGAAGGGAGUAAUGUUUAACCCCCCGCCUCGGAUCCGUGAGAAUGCCCCCACCUCGGUCACGGAUGACUCAGCCGUGAAGCCUGUUCACAUCAACACAUCACUGACGACCAUCGAGACUCUAUGCGAAACGACGUGGCCGCCGCCCGGAGCCAAGAUGCGGAUCUCCAAGGCCAACAAGGGCGCGAUGGUGGUGAGAGUGAUCCGGCCGCAUUCCUCCCCUAAAUCGGCCAGUCUGGAGGAAGUCUGGGCUCCGAGAGAACAGCCGGAGGAGAAACCCCGGAGCCCCGAAAGGAGGAAGGCGGUAGAACCCGGUAAGAAUGGGGUAGAAGGACACAGUGGGGGGCCACCCCGGUGCAGGAAGAGCCGAUUCCGAGCCCCCGAUGUGAGAACCAUCUUCUCACCCGGAGAAAAGGACCCCAGAGUGAAGGAGGAGACCGGGGAGGGACACACCUUCGAGCACGGAGGCGAGAACAACUGGUGCGAUGUAUGCUGCAACUAUAUCCUCCAGCACGGGCUCACCUGUGCAGGUUGUAAAUAUGCCUGUCAUGCUGAGUGUCGAGAGAGAGUGUCGCUCGACUGUCAUCCUGCAGCGUCGCCCUUCAGUCAGGACCUGCUGAACAACAACAGGCCGCUCCAUGAUGUGGAGAAGGAGCGAGAGGUACGGAAGGAGUUCAGCAGAGAGGAAAUCAAGCAGAGGAUCGAGCAGUACAACUCGCUGACCAAAGACUACCUUAAAAUGACUCUGAACCCUUCUGGUGUGUACACUGGUUUCAUCAAGGUCCUGAUGGAUCUGAGAAGGCCAGUGACGGUGCGGGCAGCUCAGAGAGGAGCAGGAGGUGCCAUGAUGAGGGAGGCCUUCUAUCUACCUCGAGGAGUCGACAACACUCUCCACAUCAGCUCUGAAAACACGGUCCAACAGGUGAUCACGGCGCUGCUGAACAAGUUCACGGUGGCAGACAACCCGGCCAAGUACGCGCUGUACAAACGCUGCCGCAGGGACGAGCAGGUGUAUGUGUGCAAGCUGGCGGAUGGCGAGAAGCCGCUGUUCCUUCGCCUGGUAGCCGGACCCGACCUCGACACCCUCAGCUUCGUUCUAAGAGAACAGCAAACUGGAGACGUUAUGUGGGAUGCCUUCUCCAUCCCUGAGCUGCGAAACUUUCUCCGGAUACUUGACAAAGAGGAGCAGGAGCAGAAGGAGGCAAUAAUUCGCCGCUAUGAAGCCUGCCGCCAGAGACUGCAGGAGGCCAUGAGGGAGAUCAGAGGGAGUUUGUAGAGGAUUGACCCUCCAUCAGACCAAACUCCUGGUCCUCACAGAGGCUGAGGAUGUCAUUUUUCUGUUUUUAAUCUCCUCGGAGGAGAAAUGAGGUGUACGUUUUUGUGGACGGAGGGAAGGAACGCCGAGGUAGAGGAGGUAACCAGCAGUCGGACGAAGGAAUGGUUUGGCUAGAUGGAGGACAGAAAACACAUGAAGGACAAAUAAAAAAAUAGAGGAUGGACUUUUACUGCACUCGCCAAAGAUCCACUUGUGUGCCAAAUUAUUUCCUCUUCACCAUCCCUCGUUCCUCUUAUUUCUGCUGUCACAUAAUUUAUCUUCAUUCCUCUUUGUUUCUUUCACUUUAUUUUUACUUGUGAAAGACUUGAGGCUGUAUUUUUUAUUUAAUUCCUUUGUUUUAAAGGUUUGUACAUAUUUUUUCUUAAUUUAUAGGGGUAAAGCCUUAUCUUUUUUCUCUUUUUAAAGCAAAGUCUUAUUUUGUUUUCAAUGUUUAGCUGAAGAAACAAGCUUGUUUUUGAUACAGACGGACUACAUGAAGUCUGCAUCAGAUACCGGUUUAUACAGCUGCCAUUUAAUGUGCACAACAAAUAAGAAAUAAGAAAUGUCAACUGGAAGUGGUAUUUAGUGAUGAAGCUGGAAAUGAGGAAGUAUUUCUAAAAAAAUAAACUAAGUUUUUAUAAAUUUUGGAGUCCCAGAUGUGCCAAACUCCGAUAUGUAUAUUUUUAUUUUACUCAAAGAACACAAAUAGUCUAUAUUAAAUGUCUUAAAUUGCUUUUAUGUUGUUUUGUUUUUUUAAUAUAUAUUUAUAUGAGAUCCACACAUUGAGAUGUUGAGGCCAAAUAUGUAAACUGCUGAUUUUCUUUGUUACAUUUAUUAAUAUUUUGCUUAAAAUUUUACAUCUAGCGGUAUUUUGUUUAAAGAAAAUGCUGGCUUUUCUCCUAAGUCAUGUUAGAAUGUGGCCACUUUUUAAAGAAACUUUAAUUGGCUGUAGCAAUAACAUUAUAAAUCACUAAGUCUUCAAAAUCAGUGAUUAUUAGAUUUCAAAAAAGUGGAAAAUGUUUUUUAUUGCUCAUUUCAUCAUACGUUUAAAGAGAAAUCUUUUUUUAUAUAUAUUGUAUAUUUUUCAUUGAACGUCUGAAAGGUAGGGAAUAUAAAUAUGAAGCAGUUUACUUUAUCAGUCUAUAGUCUUUAUAGUUAUAUAUUUAGAAAUACUAGAACUAUAUGGAUUUAUAUUUGAAGCCUACUGUAUUUUAAUUGAAUAUUUUUUAUAAUGAUUUAUGUUUGGCACAUUUAGGGCUCCAUAAACACUGGUUUCACACUUACUGAAGCAAAUGUACGGAAGCACAUUUCUGGCCCUGCAAAGAAAAACAUGAGUGCUAAAGUCAUAAUUUGAACCUUUAGGGUCCUAGUUUUGACAAUUAGUAUAAACAUAUAAUUAUAAGAUAUAAUGUCAUAAUGAGUUUGAGUCAUCAAAUUUAUAGCUAGAAAACUCAAAAUAAUUGAAUUUCAAUUUUGAAAUUUAAACUUUAAAGUCUUAAAUAUAAUAUAGGGUCAGAAUUAGGAGUUGGAGAGUAAAAACUAUGACUUUGAAUCUCAUGACAAUACAUUGGCUCUUUUAUUUUCUUCAACUGGCAGGAAUGGCCUCCUUACCGGUACAGUGAAAUCUAGGCUGAAAACUGCUUUCUGAAUGUGGGUACUGAAAGUAAACAUAUUUUAAUGAAAAAAUUUUAUAUUCUUAGCAGAGAAAUCAUAUUUAGUAGAAAUAUUUUUAUGUAAAGUCAUCUGCAGAGAGAGGGUGAUUUCAGGAAGUUGACAGAGUGUGUUUGAGGAAGUAGAAAAGAAACAUGAGAUGUUUGCAAGAAAGAAACAUGAGAAAGAAGGACAAACAAGCAGCAUGACUGGUUGGCCUGGAGACAACAGGAUUUUCCUCCAGCCACAGCUCACUCUGAUAAACUGCUUGUCCACCAUGUGUGUUAAUGAAAGCCCACGUAGAGAAGGCCUGUGUGUGCUGAUAGCUGCAGAGGAAGGGAGGCUGCAUUGUCCCAUCUGGUUGUCCUGUUCUUUUUAGUCACGUCUGUCUGCAGCUGUUGAGUUAAAAUGGAUUUAGUUUGUGCUCUUAUCUUUAGUUGAGAUGUCCAGCCUUGACCUCCUUUGUCAAACUGAUUUUGGAUUAUGUGAGAUAUUUCAGAGGGAAACAGACAGUGAGGAUGGAAAAAAUACUAACAGUGGAAAAGAAGGUGAAAAGGGUUUCAGUGAAAAGUAGUUUUAAUGUAAGAAAGAUCUGCUUUUGGGAGGUUUUUGUCUGAAUUUAUACAGAUAUAAAAAUACACAAUCAGCUUUUAAAUGAGUAUUAAGACAAUCAUUUGGGUAAACCAAACCAUUAAGAUUUAUGAAAAGUGAUGUUUUGUUUUCUCUCUGCUGACGCUGAAUGAUGUCACGCUGAUGGUGCUGCAGGGACUGCUGUACAAUGAUGCCCUCUGGUGGUCAUUUACUGCAACUAUCUUAGAUCUGUGUCGUCUUAAAGAUUUAUUCUGCUGUUUCGUCUUUUUGUUGUUACCAAAUAUAUUUUUGUGUUGUUGCCAGGAGCAAAAUGAUACCAGAGGCCUCCUCCCAAUGCAGGGAACAAUUAAUAACAUUUAGUUUUAUUUAAAGGGUAACUUAACCCUGAUUUAUUCUUCUAUCAAACACUGGGUUUAGUUUAUGGAAGGAAAAAAAGGGCUUCAGGUAUUUGAAUCUUUUAUGUUGUGAAAUGAUUGUGAAAGUGAAGCAAAAAUUAUCAGAGACACGCAACAUUGUAUUUAAGGCUGUUGUUUUUGAGAGGUUCAAACAGCUGUGAUAAAAUAACCUUUUUUUUUUCCAAGAAUAGUUUUGGGGAAAUUUGGAUGCAGAAUCAGCUACUUUUGUUUAUUUUUACCAUUUAAAACAUUUAGUGUAAAGUAAAUACAUAAAUUGGCCAUUAUGGUUAAAAAAGUGUGGUUUCUCUAAUUUGCAGAAGAAGUUUUGAAUACAGUUUCUUGUCUGCAUAAAAAUUGUGUUUUGGCCCUUUUUUGCCUCCAUAUUCUUUGAUUAAAAAUGAUGUGAAAGUCUGCAUGGAAUAAAAUAUAUAUAUAUUUAAA